Exophiala spinifera is the source of this 1083-nucleotide messenger RNA. RefSeq names its product fructose-bisphosphate aldolase 1. The transcript has 4 exons. The record is from RefSeq and is a predicted model, not a curated record. Bases 1 to 1083 code for a protein of 360 amino acids. Gene Ontology annotation, cellular component: cytosol. Gene Ontology annotation, molecular function: fructose-bisphosphate aldolase activity; zinc ion binding. Gene Ontology annotation, biological process: gluconeogenesis; glycolytic process. Lineage: Eukaryota; Fungi; Ascomycota; Eurotiomycetes; Chaetothyriales; Herpotrichiellaceae.
AUGGGUCUCAAGGACGUUUUGUCUCGCAAGGAGGGCGUCAUCGUUGGCGACGAUGUCCUGGCCUUGUUCAAGCAUGCCCAGGAGAACAAAUAUGCUGUCCCUGCCAUCAACGUGACCUCAUCCUCCACUGUCGUGGCCGCUCUCGAAGCUGCUCGAGAUGCAAACUCUCCAAUUAUCCUCCAGACAUCUCAAGGAGGUGCUGCCUACUUUGCCGGCAAGGGUGUCAAGAACGACAAGCAGCAAGCUUCGAUUGCCGGUGCCGUCGCCGCAGCUCACUAUAUUCGAAGUGUUGCUCCCGCCUACGGCAUUCCCGUUAUCCUGCACACCGACCACUGUGCCAAGAAGCUGCUGCCAUGGUUGGACGGCAUGCUGGACGUCGACGAGGCUUACUUCAAGCAGCACGGAGAGCCUCUGUUCUCCUCCCACAUGAUCGACUUGUCCGAAGAGGCUGUCGAUUGGAACAUCGAGACCACUGCCAAGUACCUCAAACGGGCAGCUCCCAUGAAGCAAUGGCUCGAGAUGGAAAUCGGCAUCACUGGUGGUGAGGAAGAUGGUGUCAACAACGAGGAUGUCGACAAUAACUCUUUGUACACCCAGCCCGAGGAUAUUCACCAGAUCUACACCACUCUGAAGAAGAUCUCACCAUACUUCUCCAUUGCCGCCGGCUUCGGUAACGUCCACGGUGUCUACAAGCCUGGCAAUGUUCGCCUUCACCCUGAACUGCUGGACAAGCACCAGAAAUACGUCCAGUCUAAGGAGAACACCGAAACUGACAAGCCCGUGUUCCUUGUCUUCCACGGUGGCUCUGGUUCAACCAAGAAGGAGUACACCGAUGCCAUUAGCUACGGCAUUGUCAAGGUCAACCUCGAUACCGACUUGCAAUGGGCUUACCUCACCGGUAUUCGUGACUACGUCCUCAAGAAGCAAGACUAUCUCAAGACGCAAGUCGGCAACCCAGAGGGCGAGGACAAGCCCAACAAGAAGUACUACGAUCCACGUGUGUGGGUUCGUGAGGGAGAAAAGACCAUGACCGCCCGUGUCGCCGAGGCGUUGAAGGACUUCAACACUGCCAACCAAUUGUAG